Messenger RNA from Entelurus aequoreus (snake pipefish), 2749 nucleotides. RefSeq names its product zinc finger protein OZF-like. The transcript is spliced from 2 exons. Gene Ontology annotation, cellular component: nucleus; chromosome. Gene Ontology annotation, biological process: central nervous system development; regulation of transcription by RNA polymerase II. NCBI's taxonomy places the organism in Eukaryota, Metazoa, Chordata, Actinopteri, Syngnathiformes, Syngnathidae. The coding region runs from base 155 to 1567 and encodes 470 amino acids. Gene Ontology annotation, molecular function: DNA-binding transcription factor activity, RNA polymerase II-specific; RNA polymerase II cis-regulatory region sequence-specific DNA binding; chromatin insulator sequence binding. The record is from RefSeq and is a predicted model, not a curated record.
GCGGACUGGGCGACUGCGGCGUCCUAAAGACGUUUCUACGAUCCACCCGCCAUAUAUAUUCUCAACGAUUUGUCUUUUUGAAGACCACGGAACGCAGGUUGAAGUUGUAGCGGUGGAGUGUUACCUGAAGUGAAGAUUGAAGACGUGAUAGAAGAUGGACGACUACUGCUAUGCUAAGAUGGCGACGUCCGCUAAAAGAGAACAUGAAAGAGAAUCAGCGCCACCAACUUCCAGCAAAUCACCAACGGAGAUAAAGACGAAAGAUGAAGACGUCCAGCAGCUGAUCGGUAAUCCAGAAGAAGUUUCCCCUCAGUUAGGGGGGAGCUCCACUUUGAAGCAGGAGACUCCACAACCACCCUGCAUUAAAAAGGAAGAGGAGGAACUCUGCAUCACUCAGGAGGGAGAGUGUCUUCUAGGACGAGAGGAAGCUGAUUACACCAAGUUUCCACUGAGUAUUCUCUCUGUGAAGACUGAAGAUGAUGAAGAGAAACCACAAGUAGACAACCUAUUAGCUCCACUAUCAGAUAGUGAGGCUGAAGACGAGGUUGAAGAACCUUUGAGCAGCGAUACAGACUGUGAAGGUGAUAUGAGGACUCACACUGACAACAAACACUCUGAAUGCUCUACAAAGAAGAGAGGUAAAACAUGUUUGAGCUGCUCAGUUUGUGCUGAAAGUUUUACUAAAAAGAGCCAAUUGACUCGGCACAUGAGAACACACACAGGUGAAAAACCAUUUAAGUGUUCAGUUUGUAGCAAAGAUUUUUCUCAAAAUAGCAUUUUGACUCGACACAUGAGAACACACACAGGUGAAAAACCGUUUCAGUGUUCAGUUUGUGGCAACAUUUUUUCUCAAAAUAGCAAUUUGACUAAACACAUGAGAACACACACAGGUGAAAAACCAUUUAAAUGUUCAGUUUGUGGCGUAAGCUUUUCUCAAAAUAGCAAUUUGACUAAACACAUGAGAACACACACAGGAGAAAAAACAUUUAAAUGUUCAGUUUGUGGCAAAAUAUUUUCUGUUAAGAAUAAUUUGACUAAACACAUGGGAAGACACAUAGGAGAAAAAACAUUUAGUUGUUCAGUUUGUGGCAAAAGUUUUUCUCGAAAUGGCUUGUUGACUCAACACAUGAGAACACACACCGGUGAAAAACCAUUCAAUUGUUCAGUUUGUGGCAAAAGCUUUCCUCAAAAUAGCCAUUUGACUCGACACAUGAGAACACACACAGGUGAAAAACCAUUUAGUUGUUCAGUUUGUGGCGAUAGCUUUUCUCAAAAUACCGCUUUGACUCACCACAUGAGAACACACACAGGUGAAAAACCAUUUAACUGUUCGAUAUGUGGUAAAAAUUAUUCUUUACAGAGCACUUUGACUCAACACAUGAGAACACACACAGGUGAAAAACCAUUCAAUUGUUCAGUUUGUGGCGAAAGCUUUUCUCACAAAUACUCUUUGAGUCACCACAUCAGAACACACACAGGUGAAAAACCAUUUUAUUGUUCAGUUUGUGGCAAAAGCUUUUCUUUUAAGAGAUAUUUGACUAAACACAUGAGAACACACACAGGUUAAAAACUCGUUAAGUUGUUCAGUUUGCUGCAAAAGCUUUUCUCAAAAUAGUUCGUUGACUUAACACAUGAGAACACACACAGGUGAAAAACCAUUUAAUUGUUCAGUUUGUGGGGAAAGCUUUUAUCGCAAUAACUCUUUGACUCCCCACAUGAGAACACAUGUGGUGUGUUCAGUUUGUGGCACAACAUUUUCUGUUAAGAGAAAUUUGACUGAACACAUGAGAACACACACAGGUGAAAAACCAUUUAGUUGUUCAGUGUGCUGUAAAAGGUUCACACAUAAUGCAGACGCAGUAAAACACAUAAGAAAACACAAGGGAAAAUAACCAAUUAGCUGUUUAGUUUGUGGUAUGUUGCUCAUAUGUGGUGACAUCCACCCUACCCAGGACCUCCUCACUGCUUCUUUCACAAAUAUCUGAGGUAUUCAUACAAACUUGGAUUAUUUGGAGCAUAAUCUUAUCCACUCAUGACCCCAUGUCUUCUCUGUAUCUGAAACCUUCCUGAACAGUAAGAUAGAUGAUGCUUCAAGUGCUUGGUUACUCCUUCUUCAGUCCAGGGACCUGGGGCCUCAUGUGUCAAGUUUGUGCACGCUCAAAAACCUGCACUACACCCUUUUUCACUGCAAAGUUGAGAUGAAUCAAAACUGACAUAAUUAAAAUGCAGCAUGAGACACUGCACACUGAUAUAGUUCUGUGAAAAUGAUUGUCUUCUGUGCAAAUGUAAAGAAAGUGAACAGUGUGUGAUUUACUGCAAUACUGUCAGUCUUUUAACUUUUUAUUUGUGCUUUGUUGAAAUUGUUCACACAUUGCACAGCUUUUAUUUUUCUAUCAAUACACAUUAUGUCUAGAAGACAGGAAGUAACUCAACACUCUUGAAUAGUUUCUACCUCAGUUUGUAUGGUUUGUUGAGUUAGCACAGGAUUAAUAUGUGGAAAUGACAAAUGAGGUAGUUGAUACAUAGAAUAGUUUUUAUUCAUGCUUUAUUUAGUUUCUUGUUCAAUCCUAGAUGGGUUGUGACUUAAAGUUUAAUAGAAAACUGAGAUUAAGUCUAAAUUCAUUUUGUUCAUCAAGGUGUUUUGGAAAAUGCACCAUUUUCCCCCCUCUGAAUGUUCAACUAACUUGGAAGUGUUUUGUCAAGAAGAUUAUUUGUGAUAUGUACAUUUUCAGAAUGUGCUUGUUCUAUU